GCCUCAUUAGUCGCCGUGGCCGCCCGGUGUGUUUCCGCCGCAGUGACACGGACUGCCAUGCUCGCGUCCAACGCGAGCCUGAGCGGCUGCGCGGAGUUCAACAGCGCCCAGUGCGCCGGAGCCGGGGAAGGGCACCUGGGGGGCGGUUCGGUCCGGACCACCCUCAGCCCGACGGGGCACCUGGUCGUGGCCGUGUGCCUCGGCUUCAUCGGAGCGUUCGGACUCCUCAACAACCUGCUGGUGCUGGUUCUGUUCUGCCGCUACAAGAUGCUGCGCUCCCCCAUUAACCUGCUGCUGAUCAACAUCUCCGUCAGCGACCUGCUGGUGUGCGUGCUCGGGACUCCGUUCAGCUUUGCGGCCAGCACGCAGGGACGCUGGCUCAUAGGAGCGGAGGGAUGCGUGUGGUACGGCUUCGCCAACUCCCUCUGCGGCAUCGUGUCCCUGAUCUCCUUGGCUGUCCUGUCCUAUGAGCGCUACAGCACCAUGAUAACCCCGACCGAGGCCGACUCCUCCAACUACCGCAAGACCUCCCUGGGCAUCCUUUUGUCCUGGGUCUACUCCCUCUUAUGGACCCUUCCACCGCUCUUUGGCUGGAGCCACUAUGGUCCAGAGGGCCCCGGAACCACCUGCUCAGUCGACUGGACAGCAAAGACGGCAAACAACAUGUCUUACAUCAUCUGCCUGUUUGUGUUCUGCCUGAUCGGACCUUUCCUGGUGAUCGUCUACUGCUACGGGAAACUGUUGUACGCCAUUAAACAGCUCUGACAAGCGGCAGACAUCCAAGCCAUCGAAAACCCGAACGUCAGAACGGAUCACGUCAUCCCG
Messenger RNA from Poecilia reticulata (guppy), 825 nucleotides. The record is from RefSeq and is a predicted model, not a curated record. Lineage: Eukaryota; Metazoa; Chordata; Actinopteri; Cyprinodontiformes; Poeciliidae.